UUCAGCACACUUGAAAGUAGUUGUUUGAAAGUCAACCAAUAAUUUACCUGUCGCCAUUAGAGGUGAAUAGGAGGUGCAUUUGCAACAAGAGCUGCUGUUUGAAGGAGUUGAAACACGCUACAAAAGACAUCCCUCUGCCAUGCUCUGAGCACCCUACAACGACCGUUGCUGGGGGAGCAGAUUUGCAGGAGGUUAGCAAGACAGAUCAAAGACCGCUGUCCAAAGUUACUCUCACGAUUCACCGCUGACACAAAUUGGUAGUGGACGCAACAACAAUGCUCUGCUCUGUUCUUCGAACCAUAACGUACCAAGACAUUCUCGGCUUCCUGAAACUCGUGUUUCUCAAGGAUUUCGACUUCUACGAAAAAUGCUACGGAAAUGGAAAUUGCAAUAUUCGCGCAAACAAGAAAUCGCAUUGCAAAAACUCGGAAAGCUGUGAAAAUGAACAGCAAGCUCCCGUUAGAAGAGACAAAAGUCUCUUUGAGGGAAUAAAUGUUAGUGAACUUGAAAUCGGCGAAAAGCUUGGCGCUGGAGGAUUUGGGGCUGUCUAUGCUGUCAAAUAUGGCUCGCGGAAUUUUGCGCUCAAGAAACUGCACCGAAUCAACACGAAAGCAGCUCGUGAAAGCUUUGAAGCCGAAGCUUCCACUUUGCACUUGAGACAUCCAAAUAUUGUUAGGACACUGUCUGUAUUCACAAUGGACGAAUCUGCGUGUAUUCUUAUGGAGUUUAUCAGCAAAAGAACACUUCAAACUGUUAUUAGCGAUGUAGAAAAAGAAGAUUUACCUGAAAAGAGAAGACUUAGAUUUGCUUUAGAUAUAUCAAGGGGACUCAGUUAUGCGCACAGCAAAGGUAUCGCCCAUUUGGAUAUAAAACCAACGAACAUUUUAAUAACAAACAACGAUGUAUGUAAAAUCGGAGACUUCGGUUGCUGUCAGUCGAUGGAAACCUCGGGUAACGAGAUACCGAUGAGCCCGACAAAGUCAAACUUAACCGGGACAUACGCAUACAGAGCUCCGGAACUGUUUCGUGGGGAAUUUUCAACCCCUCAAUGUGACAUUUACUCAACCGGAAUAUGUUUAUGGCAAAUGCUGGUCAGAGAAAAGCCAUACGGAUCAAAAAAUCAUCAUGUUGUGAUCUUUGGUGUAGUAGCGUACAAUCUACGUCCAAGUAUUCCAGAGGAUGUCCAAUGCGGAGCAAGGUACAAGCAAAUUAUGGAACUGUGUUGGCACCAGAAUCCACUGAAAAGACCUUUAGCAAAAGAUCUCGCAAAAGCGUUAGAAAUGACUAUAGCUAUCAAUAAAUAGAUCGUAAUUAUGAAUUGUUGCUUUGAUUUCGUUUGUAUAAGCAUAGUGAAUUUUUGAAUUCUUAGACAUUUUCGCUAAAAUUUUCGAUUUGGAGUUUUCCAUCUAGUUUGUAAAUGUUCUGUAUUGCUUCAUACUCCAAAAGCAAUCUAGAAGUUGGGCCGCAUUUCUAAAGGUGUAAAUAGAGUAAUACAGGUAUACAAAUUAUAGUAGUACAGUAAUCCAGCUUGACUAGCUAAACUCUCAUUCUUAGUAAACAAAAAGACGCAAAUAGGGUUCAAAGCAUUUUGAAUGAAGUGAUGUAUCCUUAGAGAAAUCAAAGCAAAUUAGGUCUUCUUUUUUUUAAAACUUUUAGUUCUUUAUAAUCGUAAUUUUCAGCGUUGUUUAUAGUAGAUUUGUAAAAGUUGUUAGGACAAAAGUUUUGUAAUUUUGUGAUUUCCAAGAGAUGAUUUAUAAAUAUGAAUAUAUAUCCUUGUAAUACAUAAA
Messenger RNA from Rhopilema esculentum, 1787 nucleotides. RefSeq names its product serine/threonine-protein kinase mos. Gene Ontology annotation, biological process: protein phosphorylation. The record is from RefSeq and is a predicted model, not a curated record. Gene Ontology annotation, molecular function: ATP binding; protein serine/threonine kinase activity. NCBI's taxonomy places the organism in Eukaryota, Metazoa, Cnidaria, Scyphozoa, Rhizostomeae, Rhizostomatidae.